Molecule: messenger RNA, 1776 nt
Organism: Fomitopsis serialis
Lineage: Eukaryota; Fungi; Basidiomycota; Agaricomycetes; Polyporales; Fomitopsidaceae
Exons: 19
Coding region: 32-1561 (509 amino acids)
Source: RefSeq, a predicted model, not a curated record
CUAUCCCCACACCCACGAUCUCCCUACCACAAUGAUCAAGGAAGGCACCGUCACCAGCGAGAGCGUCACCGCGAUUGAUGCGCCUGCAGCAUCUGCAGCCUACCCGCGCGAGCCAAGGCGAUAUUCGUCUGACGGGUACGACGAGAAACACAAGACAGGGCUUCAACACUCUACGCCACCCAGCAAGAGCUUCUUUGCGACCCCUGAGUCCCAUUUGACUGACCGACCAUUCUUCAUCACGAUUGGGGAGAGCGGUCUCAUUGGGGCGCUGCAGAAGUUAGACGAACAACUGAAGCAGUCAGGACGCAGCCAUAUCUUGUCACGCAAGCGACCAACAGAUUGGAUAGGCAGGGAAGUCACGCCUGGGAAAUGGCCUGAUCAACCAUGGUGGUUUGCCCAGUAUCCUCACUCGCCCUGGCGGUACCCCGGUAUGCCGCUUCGUAACUGGUGGGCGCGCGAUUGGUGCGGUACCAAAGGAUUGUCCGACACUGUGGUCUCUCAGAACCAGGUUAGCGGCGUCGUAUCCGAUCCUCAGAAUCAUAUCUUUGGUGCCUACAGGGUGCUCGCGAUCGUCGACCAGACGCAUCUCCCCACCGUCAUCAAGGACGACGUCACCAAGCCAUCCUCGGAUGGUCAGAUGCAUGAAGUAACGAUGAAGAGCAGCUUACGGGAUGGUGCGCAGCGUGACUAUGUCAUGGCGCUCUUCUUGAACAUUCCCGCGAACAACUGCGCGAUCCUCCAGAAGGGAGACGACCUGGAGCAGCUAUCGGCUGGGCAGCACUACAUCACGAACCCGAACGUCACGCUACGCGGCUUGUUCACGCUCGGCGAGAACCAGAUCGAGAUGCCGACGAAGGACAUCUUCACGAGAGAUCAGGUCCCCGUGGCGUUGACGAUCUACUUGAAGUGGCAACUCACAGAACCGUUGAAGCUGACCAUGCAUGGCUACAACACCCCUUAUGACGCACUCCGCGACAAAUGCCAGUCUAUCCUCACGCAGAUCGUAGCACAUCCGCUCGCUGGGCCCAGACAACCUGGACGACGGACCGAUCCCAACGGCGCAUUCCUUGACGCGCUGCGGACCCGGGCAAUGGACGACCUCCACUUUGCUGCGCUGGAGUAUGGCAUUGUCAUGAAGGAUCUCGGCGAAAUUGCAUCCACGAUGGACAGGCUCACGACACGAGCCUUGCAAGCCCAAGUCGAAGCGGCCAAUGUGGACCGGGAGAACAGCAAUAGGAUCAAGCAAGAAGAAGGCGCGCUGCAGUCAGACUCACAGGCCUACAGCGUCGUCGCAGCGGCAAAGGCUGAGGCCCAGAAGGUCCAGAUCGAGGCUGAGGCACAGGCGCAAGCGACUCGCCUCGCAGCAGAGGCAGAGGCAGCGGCGAUCCGCAUUCGCGCGGCUGCCGAUGCAGACAUGGAGAUGCGUCGUGUGGAGGUGUCUCGCGUGCAGGCCUUUGGCUCGAAGACGGUGUUCGUGCCCACAGACGGUAUCGGUGCGCAGAUGGGCAGCGCAUUGGCUACCGGGUUGGCUGCGGGGAUGGGUGCGGAUGCGCGGAAGUGAGUCCUAAUCUUGGAUAUAUGCUCAUUGGCAAGUGUGGAAGUUUGAGUCAUUCCGUCCCUUAUUUCUUAUUUCUUCGUCUUUUGACUGCAGUAUUUAAAGUGCACUUCAUGGAUGCAAUGCGCUCGUUACCCACUGUAUUGACUAUCCAGAUAUACCUGUCUAUUUAAACUAGUGUACGAUCAUUUUACCAUAUAUUCAGCGUGGAUUGAACGUCA